Cornus florida is the source of this 1611-nucleotide messenger RNA. RefSeq lists its product as uncharacterized. Bases 146 to 1153 code for a protein of 335 amino acids. The record is from RefSeq and is a predicted model, not a curated record. The transcript is spliced from 10 exons. Gene Ontology annotation, cellular component: endoplasmic reticulum membrane. Lineage: Eukaryota; Viridiplantae; Streptophyta; Magnoliopsida; Cornales; Cornaceae.
GAGCCUUGCGUUCUACCAACUGAGCUAGACGGGCCCACGGAAGCUUGAUCUUCUGAAGGUAUUCUAGGAUAGAAGCUAUCAAAUUUAAAUCAAUCCCUACAAAUUGGAGCUUAGUUGUUCAAAUCGAUCUCAAAUCAGAACAAAAAUGGGUUUGGUAUGGUCGAUCGUCCUAUUCUUCGUCAUCGUAGCUCUGGUUUUGGCGUUAGGUUUAGUCGCUGCGAUUGUUUUUGAAGCAUUCAGAAGAAGAUUCAAUCAUGUUCACCUUGAAGCUCAUCCGAUCUUCGAGGAUCCAAAUUCAUUGAAACAGAUUCCAUGUCCUUACAUCUUUGAUCCUGCAGACAAGUACAUAUCUUUGAUUAUUCCUGCAUUCAAUGAGGAGCACAGGCUUCCUGGAGCUCUUGAUGAAACCAUGAAUUAUCUUCAAAAACGUGCAGCAAAGGACAAGUCCUUUUCUUAUGAGGUGCUAAUUGUGGAUGAUGGUAGUGCGGAUGGAACUAAGAGAGUAGCUUUUGACUUUGUAAGAAAGUACACUGUAGACAAUGUCAGGGUUAUCCUUCUUGGAAGGAAUCAAGGCAAGGGAGAAGCUAUAAGAAAAGGAAUGCUUCAUUCACGUGGUGAACUACUUCUAAUGUUAGAUGCUGAUGGGGCAACCAAGGUUAAUGAUCUAGAAAAACUUGAAAAUCAGAUACGUUCAGUUGCUCAAAAAGAACUUGAUUUUGGAGAUUUGGCCUCUAGCAAUUCAAGCUCAAGAAUUUGUGAUAUACCAAUUGCUGCAUUUGGUUCUCGUGCUCAUCUUGAGGAGAAGGCUCUUGCUACAAGGAAGUGGUAUCGCAAUUUUUUGAUGAAGGGCUUUCAUGUUGUGGUUCUGUUUACUGCUGGUUCGGGGAUUCGUGAUACUCAGUGUGGUUUUAAGAUGUUUACCAGAGCUGCUGCACGGAAGCUUUUUACAAACAUACGUUUGAAGAGGUGGUGCUUUGAUGUCGAGUUAGUGUAUUUAUGCAAAUGGUUUUGCAUUCCUAUGAUCGAGAUAUCUGUAAAUUGGUCGGAAAUUCCCGGAUCCAAGGUGAAUCCACUAAGCAUACCCAACAUGCUAUGGGAGAUGGCACUCAUGUCCGUGGGAUAUAGGACGGGGAUAUGGAAAAUUUAUCCUUGAGACUUUCCAGUUUGGGAUCAGUUUAUUUGGAGAAGCAUAUUAUAGCAUUUGUAGCCUCAUUGAAUUAGUCCAGGGGAAGAAAGAACUAACACCUGAUCACAAGUUGCAGUAAACAUACGCUCAUACCUGAGCUUAUGUGCGUGAGCCACGGUCUAACCUCAAGGUUCCGUUUGUAAAAUUAUUUUUGUAAACUGCUACUUUUCUCGUCAUUAUUAUUAUUAUUAAUCGAAUUUUGUUCAUUGGAGUCUAAAAGAGCUGGAAAUAAACACCCCCCGAAAUUAUUUGUUUUAGAAAGAGGUAUGGUUGAUGAUUCCAGUGAGGCGUCAAUCGUUGGCUUUUAGUUGUAAUUCCAUCAUAUACUUUAAUUUGACAAGAUAAUGGGAGAGAUCAGCUGUUUGCUGCAUAUUGCAUUAUUGAUUCUGUAGUGACUAUUUUAUCCGUUGACCUGUAUGUUUAAA